Molecule: messenger RNA, 635 nt
Organism: Ipomoea nil (Japanese morning glory)
Lineage: Eukaryota; Viridiplantae; Streptophyta; Magnoliopsida; Solanales; Convolvulaceae
Exons: 5
Coding region: 242-625 (127 amino acids)
Source: RefSeq, a predicted model, not a curated record
UAAACAAAAGGACGGCGGUGAGUUGUUUAGGAGGCAUUUUGCAGUAUUGGUGAGUAGCGUACUGGUAUGCAUACAACAGAAUGGGUAUGCUAAUCAGGACAUCCUUCAUGAACUCAAAGAUGUGAGCAGGAUUAAAGAUUUAGAUUGGUGCAAGUAUGUAGUUGACGAGCUGGUUGAAUGCCACGGAAAGUGGGCUACAAAAAAACAAAAGGUGUUUGGAGGGCCAAUACUAUUUAUAACGAUGCUGUAUGUAGAUACGGUUGUGAACCCCACACGCUACGUGGAGCGAGGGAGGCCCGCGUUCAAAGGAUGGACAUCAAAGAUGUUGAAUGAUCGGGAAUUUGCAGAGAUUAAAAAGGGAGGAUUUGGAUUAGGGAACAUUGAGCUGGCAUUGGAAACAGAGGCGGUAAUGAAUGAGGAUGGAGGCAAUGGUUCACAACAUGAACUUAUGGAAGAAAAUCAAGAAGAUGAAGGAGAUGAUCUGGUCAAGGCAAUGGAGGACAGGUUUGAAAAAGGGGCGCAACAAGUAAUACAAAACGUCAAAGACCUAACUACACUUGCCGACGACGCAGGCGAAUGCACGAUAGGUUCACAAACACGCACCGGGCUACUGACUAAGGCGUAAAAGAACCCAA